UUUCCAUCUAUUUGCUAUCGCGUGGUUCCAGCUUGGAGGUCCUUAGACUUCUCUAUUUCCCUCCCUGCCACCACACUCUCGCAUCUACCUUCGUAGGGUUCUUCAAUGCUCUUUUCCCGUUUCGAAGACUGACGAUCGAAUUCUAAUCGGUUUCCGAGCAAAUGAGAGAGUCAGAGUUGGAUUUCUGCUGCGGAUCCAUGGGUCUCUUUGACAAUCCCUGUAGAAAAUCGUGCGGACGGAGUUAUUUAUAGGGUUUUUGUUGCAAGACGGUCUUCUUUUCUGAUUUGGAGUAGAAAAUGUCAUUUCACGGUUUUUCUUCAAAAUCGGAGAAGAAUGAGGCCGCCAAGCAACAACGGAGGGAUCCAUACGAGGUCCUCGGGGUUUCUCGGAACGCAACGGAUCAGGAAAUUAAGAGCGCCUAUCGAAAGAUGGCUCUCAAGUACCAUCCUGAUAAAAAUGCAAAUGAUCCUGAAGCAGCUGAUAUGUUUAAGGAGGGUACAUUCUCUUAUAAUAUUCUUUCCGAUCCAGACAAGCGACGUCAGUAUGAUACAGCUGGUUUUGAGGCUAUUGAAUUAGAAAGCCAAGAAUUGGAGUUGGAUCUUUCAAGUUUGGGAGCUGUCAACACCAUGUUUGCUGCCCUUUUUAGUAAACUUGGUGUGCCAAUUAAGACCGCUGUGUCAGCAACUGUCUUGGAAGAAGCACUCAAUGGAAUGGUAACUAUUCAUCAACUUCAGUUGGGGAAACCCUUGUUUAAGAAGGUUGAGAAACAGUGUGCUCACUUCUAUUCUGUAACAAUAACAGAACAGGAAGCACAAGCUGGAUUUGUGUGUCGAGUGCAAUCACCAGACAGAAGCAAAUUCAAGCUUUUGUACUUCGAGCAGGAUGAUAAUGGUGGAUUAUACCUUGCAUUACAGGAAGACAGUGCAAAAACAAGAAAGGCCACAUCUGCUGGGAUGUAUUUUUUUGGUUUCCCUGUUUACCGGUUAGAUCAACCACUCAAUACGAUAGCAGCUACAAAGGAACCUGAUGCUGCCUUUUUCAAAAAAUUGGAAGGAUUUCAUCCGUGUGAAAUUACUGAACUAAAAGCUGGGACCCAUGUUUUUGCUGUCUAUGGUGACAACUUUUUCAAAAGUGUUAGCUACAGAAUAGAAGUGCUUUGUGCUGCACCUUUUCCAGAAGAAAAGGAAAACCUAAGGGCUGUGGAAGCUCAAAUUUUAAAUAAGAGGGUGGAGCUUGCUAAAUUUGAAACCGAGUACAGAGAGGUCUUGGCACAAUUCACAGAGAUGACCAGUAGAUAUGCACAAGAAAUGCAGUCAAUUGAUGAACUUCUUCAGCAAAGGAACACAAUCCAUGCUGCAUACACAACUGUUCCACCUUUAAACCGAAGUAUGAGUAGUAGCAAGGUCAGAGGUUCCUUCAAGGAGUCUAAAGUAGAAGAGGAUCAGCAAGCAAAAGAUAAGAAGCCUAUGAGGGAUAGGACAAAGAAGAAAUGGUAUAAUCUAUACUUGAAGGUGGAUAAGAGGAAACCUUGCUGAAUAUGGGUUAUUUUCUUUUGAAGAAUUGUGGGGAGCUUCAACAAACAUCUUCUGAGUGAACAUGUCCAGCCCGUUUGUUCAGCAAUAGUGGAGAUAAAUCCUUGGGCAUAUUCUUUGUUACUCUAGCAUGUAAAGGAUAUCAAUGCUUGC
This is a messenger RNA of Telopea speciosissima, 1685 nucleotides long. Its product is annotated as chaperone protein dnaJ 16-like. The record is from RefSeq and is a predicted model, not a curated record. Bases 297 to 1535 code for a protein of 412 amino acids. NCBI's taxonomy places the organism in Eukaryota, Viridiplantae, Streptophyta, Magnoliopsida, Proteales, Proteaceae. The transcript has 13 exons.